UCGAUUUAGAUCCGACGGUCAUGGGCGCCGCGGUACCAAAAGACGCUCACUAGAGAGAGGGUAGAGAGACAGAGAGCGAUUUUGUUCUCUCUCUCUACUUGUCUCCGUCGUCUCGUCUAGGGUUUUUGUUUUGUGGACUUUUUCUCAAAUCAAACUCUCAACGUUCUCCUCUCCCUCUCUCUUCUCGCCCAGGUUCCCCCUAGGUUCGAACGGCUGCUCGAGUCGGAGGAGGAGGAGGAGGAGGAGGUUGUCACUUCCUUGGCGAUAUGACUGUGAGUAACGGUGGUUUCCCAGGAGAUUACUUUCGUCAUAAUUUUGAUAAUGCUUCCGAUUGUUUCAAGAGAGAGUCUGUUGAAGAUGAAACUUUUGGUGUCCCCAGAAGGGUUUUACCCUUGUCUGACUUGUCAUCAUCCGAAAGGAAAAAGCUGAUUCAUAAGCUUCGACAGGAGCUGCAACAGAUACGCUCCUUUCAGAAGACUGUUGCCCUUCCUAACUCUACGACUCUCACUAGUACACCUGCAUGCAAUUUGCCUCGUCCCACGAAGAGUUUUGGUAUGUCACGUUGCUCUACUACUACUAACCCAGGACCCAAACCUGAGCCCCUUUCCACUUGUACAAUGCUUCAGAUGAAGCAAUGUGAGAUCCUCUUGAAACGAUUGAUGUCGCAUCAGCAUGGUUGGCUUUUUAAAUCUCCUGUUGAUGUUGUCAAGCUCAACAUACCUGAUUAUUUUUCCAUUAUCAAACAUCCUAUGGAUUUAGGAACUGUUAAGACCAAGUUAACCUCCGGCACAUAUUUAACCCCAUCUGAGUUUUCUGCUGAUGUCCGUCUUACUUUUCGUAACGCAAUGACAUAUAACCCCAUCGGAAACAAGGUUUUUAACAUGGCUGAUUCUCUCUCCAAGUUUUUUGAGUUGAAGUGGAAAACUAUUGAGAAGAAGUCAUCUGGAACCACCUCCGAACCAAGUAACUUGGCUACCUAUGCUGACAAAGAGGUUGUAAUGCCUGAGCCUCUUGCUAAGAAGAGAAAGAUCAAUGCUGUGAACUUAGAGCCUGCUAAACGGGUUAUGGCAGAUGAGGAUAAAGUAAAGCUUGGCAGAGAUUUGGGCUCCUUAACAGAAUUCCCAGUACAUAUAAUCAAUUUUCUGAGAGAUCACAGCUCCAAGGAAGAUGGAUCUGGAGACGAUGAGAUAGAGAUUGACGUUAAUGAUCUCAGUCAUGAUGCCUUGUUCCAGUUGCGGGAUCUCUUUGAUGAGUUCAUGCGACAAAAUCAGAAGAAAGAUUCAAACGGUGAACCCUGUGAGCUAGAGCUUUUACAUGGGUCAGGGCCCGGAAAUUCAUUGAUGCAACACUGUGAUGGGAGUGAAUUGGAGGACGAGUAUGUUGACGUUGGUAAUUAUGAGCACCCUAUAUCUCACAUCUCAUCUGUCAAGACAGAAAAAGGCUCUAGUAGCUCGGAGAGUGUACCAGAUGAUCCUACAACCACAAGAUUAUUGUGUUUAUCAAAGGGUCCUGAGAGCAUGGAUUCGGAAUCUCCCUUGGAUGGAGCUACAAGCAGUUCCCCAAAGAGAAAACCAGCUUCCGUCGGUGGAUUAAAUCAGUUGGAAAAUGCAUCCAAAGGGAAGCUAAGUCCUGUUGAAGGGGUCAAUAGUCAUAAAGAUGGAAAUAGUGCUCAGAAUGAGAAGCAACUACCUCCGGAAAAGCGUUACAGGGCUGCUCUAUUGAAAAGUCAAUAUGCGGAUUUAAUCUUGAAGGCUCGAGAGAAAACUCUUAAUCAGAAUGAGAAACGAAACCCAGAGAAACUGCGACUUGAGAAGGAUGAACUCGAAUUGCAAAAGAAGAAAGAAAAAGCACGGUUACAAGCAGAAGCCAAGGAAGCUGAAGAAGCUCGUAGAAAAGCUAAGGCACAGGCUGCAGCUGAAGCUGCGGCUGAGGCUAAAAGGAAAUUGGGACUUGAAAGAGAAGCAGCCCGACAGGCAUUGCUUGAGAUGGAGAAGUCGGUUGAAAUAAAUGAGAAUUCAAGGUUCCUCAAGGACCUUGAACUGCUUAAAACGGUUAACACGGACCAUUUGACAAAUCUAAGAGAGGUUGGCCAUGACUCUGAUGGGCUGGGUGUUUUUGGGUUUGGAGGAAGCAAUCCUCUAGAGCAGCUGGGGCUAUUUAUGAAACAUGAUGAGGAUGAAGAUGAAGCCGACCUGCUUUGUUUUCAAGAUCCCAGCAACGAAGUAGAAGAGGGUGAAAUUGACUGAGAUUCACGAGUGUUGUAAUUGGGUAAUAGCAGCCAAGUGUACAUGAGAAUCAGAGAGUUGUUGUAAAAAAAACGAUUAGUUAGAUUCAAAAAUGUAAACCAGUUUUUUUUUUAAUCCGAGUAAACCACUGACACUU
This is a messenger RNA of Camelina sativa (false flax), 2382 nucleotides long. The record is from RefSeq and is a predicted model, not a curated record. Lineage: Eukaryota; Viridiplantae; Streptophyta; Magnoliopsida; Brassicales; Brassicaceae.